Microbotryum saponariae is the source of this 253-nucleotide messenger RNA. The record is from the annotation of a GenBank genome assembly. Lineage: Eukaryota; Fungi; Basidiomycota; Microbotryomycetes; Microbotryales; Microbotryaceae.
AUGACCAUGGGCCCGCAUUCGCCUUCGAGACGCGCUUCGUGCUCGCGCUUGUACGGGUCACUAGUCAUUUUUUGUAAUCACUUUAGUGCAGAGGCUGUUAGGGAUUAGGUACCAAUAGUUCCCACUGCUGAGAUUGAAGGGGCGCAGGUUCCGUUCCGCUUCACUUCGUUCUGACAUUGAAGCAUAGCACGACAACAAGAUUUCAUGCUUGUUUCUCGACGAAGACCAGGACUACUAUUUGAACGGACGAUGA